CGGGACCGAGACCACCAUCCCUUCUGUCUGAAUUAAAUCUAUGAUUUUUGAGUAUUUAUCGCUCUCCUCGCACUCUUCACCGGAUUUAGAUUUGGUUCUUUCCUCUCUUGUGUGAACUAUAUAUCCACCCAUUGUUUCUGUACAGUGCUUAUCUAUAGAUUUUUUGUAUAGUGCUUGAUCCUUUUUUUCUUGUAUAGUUCCUUUCUAUUCUAUUGCGGUAUCUGUGGUUCAUUUGUCUAAUUCCGGCUGAUUUGACCAUUAAGAUUUCAGUAAAUCUAUCGUCUUUGCUUUAAAUAAGCAAGCAUCAUAAGCUCUUAGCUGAUUUUUUGGGGUUUCCCAUCGAAAAGAUCGAGUCUUUACCCUGUACAUGUGUCAAUUCUAUAACUUUAUCACGACUUCGCCGUCCUUAAGAUCUGGGUCUCCGGAAAUCUCUUAAAAAGGAAAGCCCGGGGAGAUGAAGUGGAAUUAUGGGUCCUCGAAGUGUAGGAGUCGCCGGCACAGCUCGGUGGUGGCGGCGGAGGAGACAGCGGCGGUGAUGAUGAGGCGGAGCAGCUGGGCUGACAUGCCCAUAGAGCUGCUGAGAGAGGUGCUGAUGAAGGUGGAGGAGUCAGAGGGUAAGUGGCCUUUGAGGAAGAGUGUGGUGGCUUGUGCAGGAGUCUGUAGGAGCUGGAGGGAGAUCAUGAAGGAGGUUGCCCAUACCCCUGAGGUUUCUGGGAGGAUCACUUUCCCUAUUGCAGUCAAGCAGCCUGGUCCAAGAGACAAUCUGAUGCAAUGUUUUUUAAAGAGGUGCAGUUCUUCUCAGACAUUUCGCCUUUACCUCAAUUUGACUCAAGCUUUGACUGAUGAUGGGAAGUUUCUGCUCGCUGCCCGCAAGUAUAGACGGACCACAUGCUCAGACUAUAUUAUAUCUCUCCAUCCCAGUGAUAUGUCUAAGGCAAAUGGCAACUAUGUGGGAAAAGUGAGGUCAAAUUUUCUGGGAAAUAAGUUUACAAUAUAUGAUGCUUCACCGCCACUUAAGGGAGCUAAAAUGGUGAAAAGUCACAAUACUUUUCCUGAAGCCUUGAAACAACUCAACUCGAGAGUGCCAGUAGGGAACUAUGAAGUAGCUCACAUUUCAUAUGAGAUGAAUGGGCUUGGGAACAGGGGUCCGAGGAAAAUGCAGUGUGUUAUGGAUACUAUCCCGGCAUCUUCAAUUAAACCGGGAGGUGUUGCCCCUACACAGACUCAUUUUCCAAUCGGCAGCAGCGAUACUUUUCCAACAAUACCCUUUUUCAGAUCAAAAUCCACAUCAAGAGCAUCUGAGAGUUGUCCGUCAGGUGGAUCUCUAGUUCUGAAAAACAAAGCUCCCAGAUGGCACGAACAACUACAAUGCUGGUGUUUGAACUUUCAUGGACGGGUGACAGUCGCUUCAGUCAAGAACUUUCAGUUGGUAGCUUCUCCGGAGAAUGGGGCCGCGGGACCUGAAUGUGAAAAGGUCGUUCUACAGUUCGGGAAGGUAGCGAAGGACGUUUUCACCAUGGAUUUCCGUUACCCGUUAUCUGCAUUUCUUGCAUUUGCCAUCUCUCUUAGCAACUUUGACUCGAAGUUGGCUUGCGACUAAUACGUGAAUGGCAAGGUGUGGUUCUACCUACCUCCUUUUUUUAAUGUUCAUAUAACUUUGAGAAAUGUUAAGGGCCUGUUUGAUAAGGGUUAUUUGGUUGAAAUGAAAUGGCUGGAUUGUUGAAUGCUAUGAACGUAAAAGCAUUUUGUGAUAUAUAUGCCAAGAAGCAAGUCUAAGGCUACCUUUUUUAUGGUUCUGCACUUCUGCUGGUAAGCAGAAUAAGCCACGUAUUCUGCCAAAUGAGACCUAAAUGUUAUUUAUUUGGCAACUAUCUCCUACAAUUUUAGGCUUCUGUUUUUAUUUAAAGCAUGUUUGUAAGGGUUUUGCAGCUGAAAAGGAUGAAUUUACGAGAACAUUCUGAAAAGAAAAAUGUUUUGAAAAUCCCAUUUUAGCCCAUUUCAAAACCUUUUGUUCUCACUAAAAGAUCCACUAGUUGUGACUCAACCCUCUUUUGGUCCUCUGUUAAGGUUUUUGAGGUUUGAUCCUCAGCAUAUGUUUCCUUUACUGUGAAUGUGAUAAAAUUCGAAAUUUUCAAACAAAAAGUAAACAACUAAAAAUGAAAUUAGAUCAUAUUCAAACCACUGAAUAUUUAGGUGAUGGGAGACGAACUUUCCAACAAUUCCAGUCAUUUUAUUUCUUUCAGAUAAUUAAAACAGAAAAAAAAGACAUCCUGAUGGAACCUUACCAUUUCAAUGCCAUCAAAGCGACCGCGAAUCCGCGAUCAAUAAAAUUGCUAAGCGAGAGGUUUUGCACAAAUGGAGAAUGCUGGAAAUAAGAUGGCAAAGCUUGAGUGUGUGCUUCACAGUUUUACUUUGGUAAUUUGUCUAUUGUAUCCUCUAUUAAUCUUGUUUACACUAGACUAGUCAGUAUUUGAGAGAAAAAUGGAACUUUAUAAAAUAGGAUAAAUUGUCUUAGCUCAUAAAUCAUCUUGCUGUAAAUUCUUGACUAAACUUCCAUCUUUGUUCUGGCAGUGUUGGUCUCAAUCAGUGUAUCUUCUUCCUUCAUAGACAACCCUUUUUGGUGUUCAUUUUCUACUUCCACUAUAUGUCAUGUCAAUUUCCCUAUCCUGGUUUUGAAU
Messenger RNA from Cuscuta epithymum, 2678 nucleotides. The record is from the annotation of a GenBank genome assembly. NCBI's taxonomy places the organism in Eukaryota, Viridiplantae, Streptophyta, Magnoliopsida, Solanales, Convolvulaceae.